GCAGAAAGAAUGUCUAUGCCUAAUGACACGCGGCUCCAUCCUGCCUCAUUCCUUUUGCUGGGCAUUCCAGGGCUGGAAGGUGCACAUGUUUGGAUUGGAUUUCCCUUUUUCUUCGUGUAUCUUGUUGCUCUCCUGGGGAAUGCUGCUGUCCUGUUUGUCAUCCAGACUGAGCAUAGUCUCCAUGAGCCCAUGUACUGCUUCCUGGCAAUAUUGGACUCCAUCGACCUGUGCCUCUCCACAGCCACCAUCCCCAAAAUGCUGGGCAUCUUCUGGUUCAGCCUCAGGAAAAUAUCUUUUGAAAGCUGUCUUACUCAGAUGUUCUUCAUUCACUUCUUUACUGCUAUGGAGAGCAUUGUGUUGGUGGCCAUGGCCUUUGACCGCUACAUUGCCAUUUGUAAACCUCUCCAGUAUGCCAUGAUCCUCACCAGCAAAGUCAUCGGCAUUAUCACAGGCAUUGCCAUUCUGCGGAGCCUGUGCAUGGUGGCCCCACUGGUGUUUCUUCUCCUGAGGCUGCCCUUCUGUGGGCAUCAUGUCAUACCUCAUACCUACUGUGAGCACAUGGGCAUUGCCCGCCUUGCCUGUGCCAGCAUUAAAGUGAAUAUAUUGUUUGGCCUUGGCAACAUUUCUCUCUUAUUAUUGGAUGUGCUUCUAAUUAUUCUCUCCUAUGCCAGGAUCCUCUAUGCAGUCUAUUGCCUGCCUUCCCAGGAGGCUCGACUCAAAGCUCUCAACACCUGUGGCUCCCACAUUGGCGUUAUCUUAGCCUUUUUUACACCUGCUUUUUUCUCUUUCUUGACACACCGCUUUGGCCACAAUAUUCCUCGAUAUGCCCACAUUUUCUUGGCCAACCUAUAUGUGGUUAUCCCACCAGCCCUCAAUCCUGUAAUCUAUGGGUUCAGAACCAAGCAGAUUAGGGAGUGCGUUUUGAGGAUAUUUUUUAAAAGAUAG
Molecule: messenger RNA, 945 nt
Organism: Pteronotus mesoamericanus
Lineage: Eukaryota; Metazoa; Chordata; Mammalia; Chiroptera; Mormoopidae
Product: olfactory receptor 52E8-like
Exons: 1
Coding region: 10-945 (311 amino acids)
Biological process (GO): G protein-coupled receptor signaling pathway
Cellular component (GO): plasma membrane
Molecular function (GO): olfactory receptor activity; G protein-coupled receptor activity
Source: RefSeq, a predicted model, not a curated record